UACAGACCGACGAACAAUCCGAUCAGAAAAUAUGAGCGAAGAACUCAGUCAAAACCCAUCAUCAGCUCAGUCUCUGUCACUGAGAGAGGACAAAAAUCGAUUUCCUUUUCUGUCUUUGUCACAGAGAGAGGGCAGAUUUUUUCCUUCGUUGUCUCUGUCAGAGAGAGAGGGAAGAAAGUUUUCUUUUCUCAGUAUGUUCUCUUUUCUCAUGCCAUUGUUGGAGGUUAUUAAGAUUAUUAUUGCUUCCGUGGCCUCCGUAGUCUUCUUAGGCUUCGCCUGUGUAACCCUCGCUGGUUCUGCCGUGGCAUUAGCCGUAAGCACACCGGUUUUCAUCAUAUUUAGUCCCGUUCUCGUACCAGCUACGAUAGCCACGGUUGUCUUGACGACAGGGUUCACGGCCGGUGGCUCCUUUGGAGCGACGGCCCUUGGUCUCAUCUUGUGGCUUAUUAAACGUAGGAUGGGAGUAAAGGCGAAGGAUAAUCCACCUCCGGCCGGACUUCCACCGAAUUCGGGAGCGGAAGCAGGAGGAGCCCAAAGUCUGAUCAAAAAGUCAAAGUCUAAAGGUGGGCUUAAGUUGCCAGCAUGGUGUAAGAAGAUGUUAGGAGGUAAAUUCGGUGGUAAAAAAGGUAAGUCAGGGGGUGGAAAAGGUAAAUUUGGAGGUAAAGGCGGUAUGUCCGAAGGUGAAGAAGGUAUGUCGUCUGGGGAUGAUGGUAUGUCCGGGGGUGAAGGAGGUAAAUCCAAACGUGGAGGACAUAAAUCUGGAAGUCGAGGAGGUAAAUCAAAAAGUAAAAAAGGUAUGUCCGGAGGGUCCGAGAGUGAAGAAGGUAUGUCUGGAAGUGAAGGAGGUAUGUCCGGAGGUGGAGGAGGUAAAUCCAAAAGGGGAGGAGGUAAACGCGGAGGUCUUCGAGAUAAAUUCGGAAAGAAAGGAGGUAUGUCCGGAGGUGGCGGAGGCAUGUCAGGAAGUGAAGGAGCUAUGUCUGGAAGUGAAGGAGGUAUGUCCGGAGGUAAAUCCAAAAGUAGAGGAGGUAAACUCGGAGGUCUUCGAGGUAAAUACGGAAAGAAAGGUGGUAAGUCCGGAGGUGGAGGAGGCAUGUCAGGAAGUGAAGGAGGUAUGUCUGAAAGUGAAGGAGGUAUGUCCGAAGGAGGUAUGUCCGGAGGAGGUAUGUCCGGAGGAGGUAUGUCCGGAGGAGGUAUGUCCGGAGGUGGAGGAGGUAAACACAAUGGAAAAGGUAAACACGGAGGUCUUGGAGGUAAAUUCGGAAAGAAAGGAGGCAUGUCUGAACGUGGAGGAGGCAUGUCAGGAAGUGAAGGAGGUAUGUCUGGAAGUGAAGGAGGUAUGUCCGGAGGUGGUAUAUCUGGGGGUGGAGGAAGUAAACACAAAAUUGGAGGAGGUAAACACGGAGGUCUUGGAAGUAAAUUCGGGAAGAAAGGAGGUAUGUCCGGAGGUGGAGGAGGCAUGUCAGGAAGUGAAGGAGGUAUGUCUGGAAGUGAAGGAGGUAUGUCGGAAGGUGGUAUGUCCGGGGGUGGAGGAGGUAAACACAAAAUCGGAGGAGGUAAACACAAACUUGGAGGAGGUAAACUUGGAAGUGGAGGUAGCCACAUGGCGGAGUAAAGGCCAAUGGUCGAGCAGUUCCAACAUUAAGCAUAUCAUUGCGCAUUAGUUCAAGAUUUUAUGAUUGGGAAAGUAAAAGAAAGAAAAAAUGUUUUCUAAUACGUUUUAUGUUUAUAUGUAAUGUUGAAUCUGAUUAUUAUGAUAAAAAGACAUAAAUAUGAUACAAUGUUUAUUUUAAGAACAAUAAUAAUGUGGCAGCACUUUUAUUUCA
This is a messenger RNA of Arabidopsis lyrata subsp. lyrata, 1823 nucleotides long. Its product is annotated as oleosin GRP-17. Bases 32 to 1612 code for a protein of 526 amino acids. Gene Ontology annotation, biological process: lipid storage; sexual reproduction. The record is from RefSeq and is a predicted model, not a curated record. Lineage: Eukaryota; Viridiplantae; Streptophyta; Magnoliopsida; Brassicales; Brassicaceae. Gene Ontology annotation, cellular component: monolayer-surrounded lipid storage body; membrane; extracellular region. The transcript has 4 exons.